This is a messenger RNA of Cadophora gregata, 1398 nucleotides long. RefSeq lists its product as uncharacterized. Gene Ontology annotation, molecular function: iron ion binding; heme binding; monooxygenase activity. Lineage: Eukaryota; Fungi; Ascomycota; Leotiomycetes; Helotiales; Ploettnerulaceae. The record is from RefSeq and is a predicted model, not a curated record. The coding region runs from base 1 to 1398 and encodes 465 amino acids. The transcript is spliced from 4 exons.
AUGUUAGCAAAGGUCAAGCUCAUAGAUCGAUCGAUCAUCGAUCUACACAAAAUGUAUGGAAAGCUCGUCCGUACAGCUCCCAAUGUUGUCGAUGUAUCUGAUCCAGCGAUGAUCCCGGUCAUCUAUAACGCGAAGGGAAACUUCAAGAAGACAGCAUUCUAUACCAUGGCAGUGUUUUACUGGAACAAGAAGCCUCAAAUGAAUUCUUUCUCGAUGACAGAUGAAGUAGCGCAUAAAGAAGAACUCAAGAAAAUCGCCAAUGCAUUCAGUAUGACCAGCCUCCUGGAGCUCGAGUCAGGUAUCGAUUCCUGCUCCAAGUUUUUCAUGGAAAAACUGCACCAAGUUGCUGGGGGAGGCGAGCCUGUGGAUCUUGGCGUCUGGUUACAAUACUAUACAUUCGAUACAAUGGGCGAGAUAACAUUCGGCAAGAAAUUCGGCUUCUUGGAACAAGGCAAGGAUGUCGACCGCACCAUGAAGGCUAUCGAUAUUACAUUGACAUACAAUGCAAUCAUUGGUCAAAUACCUCUUGCACAUAAAUUCCUGCUCGGUAUACCAGGUCUGGCAUACAUCAUUCCACAAGUCGAAACCAUGAACACAAUCCUAAACUUCACACUCAAGGCCAUUGCAUCGCGACCAUCGCCCUCCCCAAUGUUCCACAACGCCUACAGUGAUGCCAAGUUCCCAUCAGCCCCAGCUGGCAAAGACAUGCUCUCACGGUGGACAUCCGUCCCCACCACCUCGCCGAUCAAAAUGACCAAACGAGACCUCAUCGCACAUCUCUCCUCCAACGUCUUCGCCGGCUCGGACACAACCGCCAUCGCACUCCGCGCAGCAAUCUACUACCUCUGCAAAGACCCUACCCACAUGGCAAAACUGGUAAGCGAAAUCGACACUGCAGCAUCUAUAGGCCAACUCAGCGAUCCGCCUUCAUACAGAGAAGCUUCCAGACUCCCUUAUCUGAAUGCCGUAAUCAAAGAAUCCCUCCGUAUCCACCCCUCUGUCGGCCUCCUCCUGGAGCGGCACGUCCCAGCCGGAGGAAUCACAAUAUCCGGACACUUCAUCCCCGCAGACACGAUCAUCGGGAUCAACGCCUGGGCGUUACACUACGACGAGAACGUCUUCCCAUCACCUGAGAAAUUCCUGCCAGAACGGUGGAUUGAGAGUAGUGAAGUGAGGUUGAAGGAGAUGGAGAGGAGUUUCUUUGCGUUUGGGGCGGGGAGUAGGACUUGUACGGGGAGGAAUCUGAGUUUGCUGGAAAUGGUGAAGGUAUUGCCGUGUUUGGUGAGAGAGUUUGAUGUUAGGCUUGCCGACGAAGGGAAGGAGUGGAAGGUAAGAAAUAUGUGGUUUGUGCAGCAGGGUGGAUUAGAGUGUGUUCUGACGCCGAGGAAGAGGUCUUGA